AUGGAGGCAGAGGCCAAUGGAGACCCCAAUCAUCAUGUGAAGCUCCAGACUGUCUCGCAUCCAGAGUCCAGAGUUCUCCCAGAGAGUAUCUUUGGGCGGGGCUUAGUCUCUCGGGGGGCUGGGUUAACUCUAAUAGGGGUGGGGCCUCACUCUCGUCGUAAGCGGAGCUGGCAGUGGAACCAGUUCUUUGUCAUUGAGGAGUACAGAGGACCAGAGCCAGUGCUCAUCGGACGGCUGCACACAGAUAUGGACCGAGGUGAUGGGCGUACCAAGUACAUCUUAGAAGGAGAGGGGGUGGGGUCUGUCUUUGUCAUCGAUGGGAACACGGGCAACAUCCAUGUCACCAAGUCCCUGGACCGAGAAGAGAAGGACCAGUACCGCCUCAUCGCCACGGUAACCGACCGCCAGACGGGCCACGCCCUCGAACCCUCGUCCAUGUUCAUCAUCAGAGUGCAGGACAUCAAUGACAACCCACCUGUCUUCCAGAAUGAGCCAUACAGCACCACCGUGCCCGAGAUGGCCAAUAUAGGUACAUCCAUAAUCCAGGUGACAGCCACGGAUGCAGACGACCCUACGUAUGGUAACAGUGCCAGGCUGGUGUAUGCUGUGACCCAGGGCCAGCAGUAUUUCUCUGUGGAUCCUCAGACAGGUGUCCUGCGUACUGCUGUAACUGACAUGGACAGGGAGAGUCAGGACACCUAUCUGGUCGUCCUUGAGGCCAAAGACAUGGGGGGGCACCUGGGGGGGAUGUCAGGGACGACCACAGUCACUGUGAGGCUGAGUGACGUCAACGACAACCCCCCUCACUUCAGAAAGAGUGCCUGGUCAUUCUCUAUCUCUGAGCUGGCAGCACCAGGAGUGGAGGUGGGUCGCCUCUCGGCCACAGAUGCUGAUCUGGGAGAGAACGCCAUGCUGGAAUAUACCAUCCUGGACGGAGAGGAGGGGGACACAUUUAACAUCACCGGAAGAGACCAAGAGGCUGUCAUUGUGUUAAACAAGCUGCUCGACUAUGAGAGGUGCGGUUCCUACUCGUUCUCAGUGGAGGUUAUGAACCCCGUAGUGGACGCACGGUUCCUACGGAAGGGUCCCUUUAAGGACCGGGCGACCGUACGGGUCAUGGUCCUCAAUGCAGACGAGCCCCCCCGCUUCUCCCGGUCACGUUACCGUCUAGAUGUGCCUGAGAACUGUCCCCCUGUCUGCAGCGUGGGUCGGGUGUCUGCUGUGGACCCAGACACGGGACAAAGCUCCAACAUCAGGUACUCUAUUGACCCUCAGUCUGACCCUGAGGCUCUGUUCCGUAUUGCUUCUGACAGCGGCCUUAUCACCACGGUGAUGGAGUUGGACCGGGAGCGCGAGCAGUGGCAUAAUAUCACUGUCAUCGCCACACAGAGAGACAAUCCUAACCUUGUGACCAGAGUUGUGGUUGCCAUAGAGACGCUGGACCAGAAUGAUAAUGCACCAGAGUUGGACAGGCAGUACACAACGUCUGUGUGUGACUCCAGUACCCCUGGACAGGUUGUUCAGGUACUGCGGGCGGUGGAUAGGGACCAGGAAGGACAGGACGCCACAGUCCACUUCAGCAUCCCUCCAGAGUCCAGUUCUGCUCUAAACCUCACCAUCAGGGAGAGUGGAGGUGCCCUCGAGCAAUAUUCAACCUCCAUGUCAAAUUGUCACCCUCCUCAGCCCUCUGCCUAAUGCAUGUCAAAUCCGAAAUUCUGCAACGGGAUCAUUUUUUUGACAUGCUUGAUGACAGUGUGCCUACAUCUCAUAGUAUAUAAGCCUGUCGAACUUCUAAUAUUAAUUUUAGGACUGACAUAGUGCAACUGGAGAAUGACAUUCCUGUACCAGUGACCUGACGACUGGCUUGUGUUUCUGGUGUUACUGUCUUAUUUAACCCCAGGUGCCACAGCGAGACUGGUGCUCCAGUCGGCCCUGCAGCCCCUCGCUGGCUUCUCCUCCUCCCUCCUCACCCUGUACGUGCCCAUCGUGCUGCGGGAUGGGGCGUCCGGCCUCACCAACACCGGGACGGUCACCGUGACCGUGUGUCCAUGUCUGAGAGGAGGCAUGCAGGCCGAGGAG
Salvelinus namaycush (lake trout) is the source of this 2079-nucleotide messenger RNA. RefSeq names its product cadherin-24-like. NCBI's taxonomy places the organism in Eukaryota, Metazoa, Chordata, Actinopteri, Salmoniformes, Salmonidae. Gene Ontology annotation, molecular function: calcium ion binding; cadherin binding. Gene Ontology annotation, cellular component: plasma membrane; adherens junction; catenin complex. Gene Ontology annotation, biological process: homophilic cell-cell adhesion; calcium-dependent cell-cell adhesion; cell morphogenesis. The record is from RefSeq and is a predicted model, not a curated record. Bases 1 to 1695 code for a protein of 564 amino acids. The transcript has 9 exons.